Sporisorium graminicola is the source of this 1197-nucleotide messenger RNA. RefSeq lists its product as uncharacterized. NCBI's taxonomy places the organism in Eukaryota, Fungi, Basidiomycota, Ustilaginomycetes, Ustilaginales, Ustilaginaceae. Gene Ontology annotation, cellular component: endoplasmic reticulum. The record is from RefSeq and is a predicted model, not a curated record. Gene Ontology annotation, molecular function: protein disulfide isomerase activity. The transcript has a single exon. Gene Ontology annotation, biological process: protein folding. The coding region runs from base 1 to 1197 and encodes 398 amino acids.
AUGAGGCUCCUUUCCCUCUCUUUCGCCUUGCUGGUGCUGGCCGCCACGGCGCUCGCAGGCAACGUCCUCGAUCUCACCGCCACCAAAGACUUUGAAAAGCACAUUGGCAAAGCGCAGGGCGUGCUGGUCAAGUUCUACGCGCCAUGGUGUGGACACUGCAAGAGCCUGGCACCCAUCUAUGAAAAGGUGGCCGAUGCUUUCGCGCAGCAAAAGGACACGGUGCUCAUCGCCAAGGUGGAUGCCGACAAGAACAAGGCGCUUGGCCAGAAGGCUGACAUCAAAGGCUUCCCCACUCUCAAGUGGUACCCUGCCGGAUCCACCGAGCCCGAAGAAUUCAACUCUGGCCGUGACCUCGACAGCAUCGCCAAGCUCGUUACCGAGAAGAGCGGCAAGAAGAGCACCAUCAAGCCACCCCCUCCUCCCGCCGCCGAACAGCUCACCAGUAGUAACUUUGACAAGAUCGUGCUCGACGAGGACAAGGACGUGCUGGUCGAAUUCUACGCUCCCUGGUGCGGUCACUGCAAGAACCUCAACCCUACCUACCAGCAGGUGGCUCAGGACUUUUCUGGCGACGAUGACUGCGUAGUAGCCCAGAUGGACGCCGACAACGAGUCGAACAAGCCCAUCGCCCAGCGCUACGGUGUUUCGUCGUACCCAACCCUUAUGUUCUUCCCCAAGGGCGACAAGAGUAACCCGCAGCCCUACAACGGCGGUCGAGGCGAGGAGGACUUCAUCAAGUUCCUCAACGAAAAGUGCCAGACCUGGCGUACCACGGGUGGUGUUCUCUCGGACCUCGCGGGCCGCAUGCCUACGCUCGACGGCUUUGCUGCACGCUGGUACACGUCGUCGGCAGAGAAGCGAAGCUCGAUCUACAAUGAGUUUAUCGAGUAUGUCAAGACGAUGAAGGCCAGCCCCAAGAGCGACAAGAAGAAGAACGACGUCGCUGACUACUACUUGCGCGUUCUCGAAAAGGCCAAUCAGAGCGCCGGCUACGUCGAGAAGGAGACCAAGCGUCUCAGCAGCAUCCUUAAGAAGCACGCCGAGGGCACCAGCCAGCUCGCUGCCAAGAAGGUGGAUGAGCUUACCAAGAAGAAGAACGUGUUGCUUGCCUUUGUCAACGAGCGCAUCGCUGCUCAAGCCGAAAAGCAGAAGAAGGAAGCCGACAAGCGAGCUGCUGAGCACAAGGAUGAGCUCUAG